Messenger RNA from Nerophis lumbriciformis (worm pipefish), 1431 nucleotides. Lineage: Eukaryota; Metazoa; Chordata; Actinopteri; Syngnathiformes; Syngnathidae. The record is from RefSeq and is a predicted model, not a curated record.
AUGAUCGGUUUCGGAGCAAACAGACGAGGAGGCCGCCUCCCGUCUUUCAUCCUCAUCUUCCUCAUGGCGAUCAUUGCCAUACUGGCGUUCAACUACUGGACCGUAUCCAACAAGCACGGUCGCUUGCUGGAUGAAUUGGUGGAGGUGCAAUCGCGGGUGAAGCGCACGGACGCGGCGAGGAGCCGGCUGGAGAAGCGCAACUCGGAGCUCAUGGCGCAGGUGGACACGCACAGGAAGCAGCUGGACAAGAAGGAUGGAGACUACAGCGUCAUGGAGGGCAAGUUGCAGGCCCGAGACGCACUUGUCAAAAAGUGCACUGAUGAAAAGGUUAAGCUACAGGGUGAGCUUACAACCCAAAUGACAGAAGUGCAGAGGCUAAAAGAGCACCUGAAUGAUUUGAAGCAGGAAUUCAUGAAACAGGAAGAUCAGAUAAGAGAGGUUAAAAAGAAUAGAACCACAUUGGAGAAAAAGCUGGAAUAUGAAAGUUUACAGUGUGGACGUCAGAUUGCACAGUUAAAAAUGGAGUAUGAAGAAUCAAAGAAAAAUCUUGAAGAUGAAGCCAUAAAGCCAAGACUGAACGCAAUUGAUGGCAAAAAGGGUGUAUUGGCCGGAAGGCAUGCUGAGGGAGCUCUGGGUCUGACUGAAGAGCGCCAUACAGCAGCAACUCAUCGCCGUGAUAGUCUAGAUUUAAAAGAUAUGAUGGGUAAGCCAGGCAGUGAUGCUGGCAUGCCUGGUAUUGAAGACAGUGAGGUGGGGAAGCUUGAUGAAAUUCAAUUCGAAUUGAAGAAACCAGCCAUCACUCAGAAGCGCGAUGAAGUCAAUGAUGUGGUAGUGGGUGCUGGUGCUGGACCAGGUGUUGGGGCAGCUGAUGGCCCAGGGGCACAGGGCUUAUCUCUUGACCAGCCUCUGCUCCAGCAGGACAGAGGAGAAGGCCAGGCAGCUGUGAUUGCUGCCCCAGGUGUCAUUAAACUGGCAGACAAGCCAAUAGUGUUUGAAGAAGACAACAAAUCAGAUAUCAAAGCAGAUGAACUGGGUGAACAGCAAAGGCAGCUUCGAGCCCCAGAUGUCAAAGGUGGAGGUGAACGCUUAAAGGGCAUUCCUUUGCCUGGUAACCCUGUCCAGGUACCCAACCCCAUCCAACCACACCGCAAAGACCAAGUCCCAGGAGGGGCACUCCACCAUCAAAGCCGGUUCUUUGACGAGAUCGAGUCCCCAGUAGAUCCGCAACAUGGCUCUAAGCUAGCGGACUACAAUGGGGAUGAUGGCAAUGUGGGUGAGUAUGAAGCGGACAAGCAGGCUGAGCUGGCCUACAAUGAGGAAGAGGAUGGUGAUGGUGGGGAGGAAGACGUUCAAGAUGAUGACGAUCGAGACAUGCAGGGAGAUCGGGCUGUGGAUUAUGGAAAGCGACAUCAAGCCAUUGACAUUCUCUGA